UGUCGGGUGACGCCGGACUCGGAGCUUCGCUCACCGAAACGGUAGGCUUAAAGAGACAACAGCGAAGCCGGGCUGGUCUUUAGUGGGAAAUUAAAUCACUUUUCAGAGCAUAAAUAAAGGACCAUGUCGCGGCGUACUACAUAGGGAUUUCACACGCAGUUUCUUUCAGGUAUCCAGAGAAAGACGGACUAUACUGCUCAAACCUGUUAAUGCUGAUUCUGUCCGAGUCUGCUUGCAGCAGUGUUAGAACAUGAAGAAUGUUCACAGUAAUACUCAAGACUGACUUCAACAAAACCAUGAGGAGCACAAGGGGACGUUCACUCUUUUGGUUCCACUAGCAGGAAUUGUAUAUGUCAGUGUUGAGGAGCAUUUGUGGGUGGAUGUGUGAGUGCGUGUGUGUGCGUCUGUAUGUGUGCGUAUGCUAGCACAAUCUGCCUGCUUCAGGCAGUGACAUGCUACUCUGAGGGCAACCGUACUGUAAAGGAGUCCCAUCCACCAAAGGAUUAAUGCAAGGACUGCGCUUUCGGUGAUACCCACCAAAAAUCACCCAUAUAUAGACAGUUUUAAACCCCUUCCCCACACAUUUCCUGGGGGGUUGUUUUGAAACUUCUCUGUUUUGCAUGGCAGGGGAGUAACCGUGGAGAGGCCAGGGUAUCACAAGCUUAUGGAUUUUGAGAAAAGAGGUUGGAAGGAAGAAACAGAGGAAGGGAAAAAAAUGUCGAAAACUGCUAGUAGGACUGGACAUGGGGGCCGGGGAACGGGGUCCGGCUCUGGGGUCCUUAUGGUUGGCCCCAACUUCCGAGUUGGGAAGAAGAUCGGCUGUGGAAACUUCGGUGAACUGCGGCUAGGCAAGAACCUCUACACAAAUGAAUAUGUGGCCAUCAAACUGGAGCCAAUCAAAUCCAGGGCACCUCAACUCCAUUUGGAGUACAGAUUUUAUAAACAGCUGGGAAGUUCAGAGGGAGUUCCUCAGGUCUUCUACUUCGGCCCUUGUGGGAAGUACAAUGCUAUGGUUCUGGAACUGCUUGGGCCCAGUCUGGAGGACCUGUUUGACCUUUGCGACCGCACUUUCUCCCUCAAGACCGUCCUAAUGAUAGCUAUUCAACUGAUAACACGGAUGGAGUACGUUCAUACGCGGAGCUUGAUAUAUCGAGAUGUCAAGCCAGAGAAUUUUUUGGUGGGGCGGCCGGGGUCUAAGAGGCAGCACACCAUUCAUAUCAUUGACUUCGGGCUUGCCAAAGAAUACAUAGACCCCGAGACCAAAAAACACAUCCCAUACCGAGAGCAUAAGAGCCUGACUGGCACUGCCCGGUAUAUGAGUAUCAACACACAUCUGGGAAAAGAACAAAGCAGAAGGGACGACCUAGAAGCACUGGGCCAUAUGUUUAUGUACUUCCUGAGAGGCAGUUUGCCCUGGCAGGGCUUGAAGGCGGACACGCUAAAAGAACGUUACCAGAAAAUUGGCGACACCAAGCGAGCUACGCCGAUCGAAGUGCUAUGUGAAAGUUUCCCAGAGGAAAUGGCCACCUAUCUGAGAUAUGUGAGACGACUGGACUUUUUUGAGAAACCAGAUUACGAUUACCUGAGAAAGCUCUUCACAGACCUCUUCGACAGGAACGGCUACGUCUUUGAUUACGAGUACGACUGGGUCGGCAAGCCUCUCCCUACACCUAUAGGCCCCAUCCCCACAGACACACCCCAGCCGAGCAGCAGAGACAAAGCACAAGCGCAGACCAAAAACCAGUCGCCCGAGCCCAAAGGAAGUGAGUCCCAGCCCACUCCAGUGACCAAUAAGGAGACUCUGGGGUCGCGUCUCACGGCAGAGAGGCUGGGGGGCUCAGUGCAGGUCAUGAGCUCCACGAACGGAGAGCUGAACACAGACGACCCGACCGCAGGACACUCCAACGCUCCCAUCACUGCACCCGCUGAAGUAGAGGUGGCAGACGACACAAAGUGCUGUUGUUUUUUUAAGAGAAGAAAGAGGAAAGCUCUUCAGAGGCACAAGUGAAGCGCGCUCUUUGAAAAGAACUUGAAACAUUCUGGUCACUGUUAAGUUUGAAAUGCAAGCAAAUACACAGAUCUCUCUUUCA
This is a messenger RNA of Carassius carassius (crucian carp), 2090 nucleotides long. It is a transcript of the gene csnk1g2b, whose product is annotated as casein kinase 1, gamma 2b. NCBI's taxonomy places the organism in Eukaryota, Metazoa, Chordata, Actinopteri, Cypriniformes, Cyprinidae. The record is from RefSeq and is a predicted model, not a curated record. Gene Ontology annotation, cellular component: plasma membrane; cytoplasm; nucleus. Gene Ontology annotation, biological process: positive regulation of canonical Wnt signaling pathway; peptidyl-serine phosphorylation; endocytosis. The coding region runs from base 665 to 2008 and encodes 447 amino acids. Gene Ontology annotation, molecular function: ATP binding; protein serine/threonine kinase activity. The transcript is spliced from 12 exons.